CAGUCCUGCCGUCCGCGGGGCGGGGACGCGGUAGCGGUGGCGGCGGCUCCCUGUAGUCCAAGCCCGAGCGCGCAGGCCCCUCCCGGCGGUCGGGGGCCGGGCGGGGCGGGGGCGCCAUGUGGUUCAUGUACGUGCUGAGCUGGCUGUCGCUCUUCAUCCAGGUGUCCUUCAUCACGCUGGCCGUCGCGGCCGGACUCUAUUACCUGGCGGAACUGAUAGAAGAGUACACAGUGGCCACCAGCAGGAUCAUAAAAUACAUGAUCUGGUUCUCCACAGCUGUGCUGAUUGGCCUCUACGUUUUUGAGCGCUUCCCCACCUGCAUGAUUGGCGUGGGCCUCUUCACCAACCUCGUCUACUUUGGCCUCCUCCAGACCUUCCCCUUCAUCAUGCUGACCUCGCCUAACUUCAUCCUGUCGUGCGGACUAGUGGUGGUGAAUCAUUACCUAGCAUUUCAGUUUUUUGCGGAGGAAUAUUAUCCUUUCUCGGAGGUCCUGGCCUACUUCACGUUCUGUCUGUGGAUAAUCCCGUUUGCGUUCUUCGUGUCACUGUCGGCCGGGGAGAACGUCCUGCCCUCCACCGUGCAGCCCGGAGAUGACGUGGUCUCCAAUUACUUCACCAAAGGCAAGCGGGGCAAACGCUUAGGGAUCCUGGUUGUCUUCUCCUUCAUCAAAGAGGCCAUUCUACCCAGUCGUCAGAAGAUGUACUGACGCCCCAGGGGAGGGGAUGUUGGGGCGAGAUCAGGAGAGUCGGGCUCUCUGUGAGCCUAGAAGGUUCCUUCCCCCAGCCCUGGCCUGACUUCCUGCAAGUCUCCCUGGAGCCUCCCUCCCCACCUUCCUCAGGAUGCUCAGCUGGGCUCAGAUCUGAUGCUGCUAGAGGCCGUGACCUCAGAGGCACCAGGGAGGGUGGCGGAGCCUGCGUGGCCGGAGGCCGUGGUCCACCUGGCUGUGUAGAAGCUGAGCUCCUGUGGCCCGCCCCACCCCUUCCAUGCUGGGUCAGGAGGUUCUGGCUCAGUCGAGGUGGGCAGGGCAGGGGCCUUGAAGCUGGAGAGCAGACAGUGAUAGGGUCUUUGGGCGGAUGGCCAUGGGGCAGGGCCAUGGCUUGGCAAUUCCCAGGAAAUAGUUUUUGCUGUUCAACUGUGAUUUCUGUCCAAGUCUGAUUCCUGUUUGAAUAAAGAUUCUAGGUGGCACUGUUGCCUUAAUCCCCUGAAAGUUCAUCUUCCUUUCUUCCUGCUGACCUUCUGCCCUGGCCUGGAUGGGCUUUUCUGCUGCAGGGGUUCCUGUUCUGGGAUCGGGCCUUGCCUUUCUGAAGGGACUGUUCUUACGUCCCUUAGUGGGAAGGGGGCAGAAUGAAGAGCUGAGCCUGGUUAGGGGGUGGGGAGUGGCAGGUGGAGGCAGCCUUUCUUAUGCCCCCCCACCCCCACCCACCCCGUCUUCUAUCUCUUCUUUCCCCAAGGCUCCAUGACUGUCACGCGGGGGGCAGAGAGAGAGAGCAUUUUGGGACUGGGUUAGAUUUUCAGAGCAACAUCUACAAUGCCCUAUUUAUAAGUCUUCCCCUGGAGAAAAGGAGUGGUUUCUGGCAGAAUUCUAUGUCAGGCUCAAGGAGAAACAAAACUCGACCGCCAGCAGUCUGGGCUACAGCCUGUUUUUAAAGAAAUAGGCCUAGUGGAGGAAGCCGUGUGUCACUGAGAGCCUGGCCCUCUUUCCUGUGUGCUCGGCUCCUGAGGAGCUGACCUCAGGCUUCUAAGAAGGCAGGCGAGGUCCCAGGCACAGACCAGCAUUUGUUAACCUUGCACUCCAACUACAGUGCCUUGCAGAUACUCAGCAGUACAUACCGGAACGAAGUCCCCAUGAGAGCCGUUACUGGCCAUGUCUUAUACCUCACAGCGAGGGUAGCAGGUGCAGCGACGGGCUGCACACGUGUAGUAUCUUUAAGUCCCUGUGCUGCACAUCUUUCCUCCACAUCCUGCCUCAAGUCCCACUGUAGCCCUUCACUUCCUUGGCUCGAGCAUUUCCUGUUCUCUUAAUACCAGCCUCCCCCUUUCCCUGGAAGGAGCAGCAAGCACAUCUGGGUCUUCUCUCAAUGGGAAUUAGAUUGCCAGGCCCCUUCAUCCUAUGCAGACUAGCGCGGGCCAAGGUAGACACGGGGCCAACACCAUCCUCACUGCUGGGCCACAGCUGGCCCUGCUCUCUCCCUCACUGUCCUCUUUGUUCCUCACCCUGAGGACGUGGCUCCACCUCCUCCAUUCGCUCCACCGUCAGUGCGCUCGCAGGGUUGCCAGUGGUCUUUCUGUGCAAAUCCAGUGAGCCCUUCUCACCCCUUACUGGGUCUCUGCAGCACCCGACAGGGCUGACCACCCCAGCUCCUUGAAUCGCACUUCUAUGGCCGUUUCUCCUCCUACCUCUGUGGCUUCUUCCGGUGUCCUAUGCAGGCUUCUCCACUCGCCCAUGCAGUGGGGUUUCUCAGGGUCCUGUCCUGGGCUCCCAGGAGGAGCCCGCCCAUGCUCAUGGCUUUGACUCUUUGCCAAGGAAGUGAGAGUUGACUUCCAGCCCCAACACCCCUCCUGGGCUUCUGAACCGGUUCUGCUGCCUUUGGGUGCACAAGCUCCUUCACAGCCCAGGUGGCGCCUGCUGUCCUCUGCGCACCUGCCUCUUUUGGGUACCUGCUGUGGCCCCAAGAUCACUCAGGAGCCAAAACAGAAACCGCUUUUUAUCCCUGCUUUCUCCUUUUGCCCCCCACAUCCAAUCUCUAAAAACUGUCAAGUUUGCCUCCUUAACGUCUCUUGGUUAGAGUAGAGCCACUCCCACUGUCAUCAACUUUCACCUGGGUUAUUGUGACAGCCGCCUCCUGCUUCUCUGUCCCACAGCUAGAGUUGUCUUUCUAAAAUGCAUAGUUGAUCAAGUCACUUCCUGGCCUGCAACCUCCCAUGGCUCCCCUCUGCCUUCAGGACAAAAUCCAGACCCUUAGCAUGGCUGUGAAACACUUGGUAUCCCUCUUCCUGCUCGCCUCUCUGGCCUCAUCACUUGCCAUCUUGCUCUCUGGGUCCUGGCCUCCUGUACCCAGAGAUGCCACUUUGAUUCCCCUUCUAUUCACCAGGGCAUCUUCGUUAGUUCUCAACUUUAAGAUUUUACUUCGUCCAAGGAGCUUUUAAAGUCCCCUCCCCCUGCCCACGCCAGCACACCACACACAUCACUGUGGGCUUACUUGCCUGUGUGCUGGUCUGUCUCCUUACUAGACUGUAAGCUCCUUGAGGGCAGGGACUGUCCUUCAGUUUUUGUAUCAACAACGCCUCGCUUGGUGCCUGGCACAUAGAAAGCACUCAAUAAAUGUUUGUUUAAUGA
Molecule: messenger RNA, 3338 nt
Organism: Eptesicus fuscus (big brown bat)
Lineage: Eukaryota; Metazoa; Chordata; Mammalia; Chiroptera; Vespertilionidae
Gene: TEX261
Product: testis expressed 261
Exons: 6
Coding region: 117-707 (196 amino acids)
Biological process (GO): endoplasmic reticulum to Golgi vesicle-mediated transport
Cellular component (GO): endoplasmic reticulum membrane; Golgi membrane; COPII-coated ER to Golgi transport vesicle
Molecular function (GO): COPII receptor activity
Source: RefSeq, a predicted model, not a curated record